UUCGCCAAUAUCGCCCUUCUUCUUUCGACAAAACCACGCCCGACAAAACCACGCCUCAGACCAAUCUUUUUUUGACAAUUCACGUCACAAUGUCACUGAAGAACGACAAGUUCCCCUCGUCGGCGGCUUUCGACGCCAUCAACGAUGCCCUCCAGGCCAGCGAGGCCGACCGCAAGGAUGCCAUCAAGCAGGGCAACGCCGUCUUUGCCUUCAACCUCAAAAACGCUGCCGGCGAGACUGAGAGCUGGCACAUCGACCUCAAGAACAAGGGCGUUGUUGGCAAGGGCCCUGGUGACAAGCCGACCGUCACCCUCUCCCUCUCCGAGUCCGACUUUGGUGCCCUCGUCGCCGGGAAAGCCAACGCUCAGCGGCUCUUCAUGUCGGGCAAGCUCAAGAUCAAGGGCGACGUUAUGAAGGCCACCAAGCUCGACCCCAUCCUGAAGAAGGCUCAGACCAAAGCCAAGCUUUAAAAAUGGGUCGAAUGGCGAAAGGAGGUUUAAUGAUACCGGUUGACGACUCUCUUGUAUAAUACCAUUUCC
Molecule: messenger RNA, 539 nt
Organism: Thermothelomyces thermophilus ATCC 42464
Lineage: Eukaryota; Fungi; Ascomycota; Sordariomycetes; Sordariales; Chaetomiaceae
Exons: 3
Coding region: 90-470 (126 amino acids)
Cellular component (GO): cytosol
Source: RefSeq, a predicted model, not a curated record